Molecule: messenger RNA, 876 nt
Organism: Chaetomium fimeti
Lineage: Eukaryota; Fungi; Ascomycota; Sordariomycetes; Sordariales; Chaetomiaceae
Product: Pyruvate/Phosphoenolpyruvate kinase-like domain-containing protein
Exons: 3
Coding region: 1-876 (291 amino acids)
Cellular component (GO): cytoplasm
Molecular function (GO): aldehyde-lyase activity
Source: RefSeq, a predicted model, not a curated record
AUGUCCGAUACCGUUCUCUACGAGAAUGCUUUGUAUACCAAGGCGAGGCGCGGACUGCUUUGCAAGGCCUUCGUGGUACGGAUGGUGACGAACCCGCUCAUCAUACACUUUGCCAAAAAUGCCGGUUUCGAGCUCGUAUGGGUCGAGAUGGAGCACUCGACCUAUUCCACCUCCGAGGCCUGCGUGCUCACGAGCGCCGCCAUGAUGGCUGGCAUCACACCCAUCGUCCGUGUGCCGUACGAGUGCGGCAUGGGCUACGUGCAGCGGGUGCUCGACUCGGGAGCCAUGGGUGUGGUGUUCCCGCACAUCGUCACGGCCGCCGACGCCGAAGCUGCCGUCCAAAUGUGCAAGUUCCCGCCCCGGGGGCGCCGCUCGCUGUGGCUACAGCAGGCCGCCGCCGGUCUACGCACUUCGAUGCCGAUGCAGACUAUGGCCGACGACGUUAAUGCGACGGCAUCGGCCGUCGGUGUGAUGAUCGAAGCCGUCGACAGCAUCCCCAACGUCGACGCCAUCGCCGCCGUCGACGGCGUCGACAUGCUCGUUGUCGGCUGCAUGGACCUAUCGGCCGACAUGGGCGCGCCCGGUAUGACCAACAGACCAGAAUUCCGCGCCGCCCUCGAGGCCGUCAGCGCGGCAUGCCGGCGCCAUAACAAGAUCUUUGGCUUGGCCGGCAGCUACAAGGACCUUAACUUUCUGGACUGGGUUAUCAACACCCUGGGGGUACGUAUGGUCUUGGGUUAUGUUGAUUCGAAUCUCCUCUCGGCUGGCGCCGGGGAGAGUAUCAAGGUGUUAUCCAGCAUCGAUCGCACUGCGCUUUCCGUGCCUGACUUGGGGAGCAAACAUGAUUCGAUUCGGGUUUCGGUCGCACCUUUGUAA